This is a messenger RNA of Mangifera indica (mango), 2866 nucleotides long. Its product is annotated as two-component response regulator ARR2-like. Gene Ontology annotation, biological process: cytokinin-activated signaling pathway; phosphorelay signal transduction system. The record is from RefSeq and is a predicted model, not a curated record. Bases 259 to 2274 code for a protein of 671 amino acids. Gene Ontology annotation, molecular function: DNA binding; DNA-binding transcription factor activity. NCBI's taxonomy places the organism in Eukaryota, Viridiplantae, Streptophyta, Magnoliopsida, Sapindales, Anacardiaceae. The transcript is spliced from 6 exons.
AGAUUACAAAAUUUUCUCUUUUAUUAAUAAAUUUUAUUUGUUUAACCAAAAUCUCUCUUCUUUCUCUCAAAUUCUUUGCGUAUCUCAACUGGGUUCUUUGAAUUUAGAACUGGCUACAUCAAAAUCACUCUCUACUUUUUUCCUUGUCAAGUUGAACUUCAAGCAUGUAAAUUCUCUAUCUUCUUUUUGGCUUUGCCUUUUGCAUAUCACUUGUUUGUUUCUUGUUUUCUGUUUCCGAAGUCUUAAUUUUUUUGACCUAUGAAUCUAAGUAACGACAAAGGAUCCAUGUCCACCGCCAGUUCUAGUUUUGUUUCCGAUCAUUUUCCGGCAGGUCUUAAGGUCCUUGUUGUUGAUGAUGAUCCUACCUGUCUUAAGAUCUUGGAGAAGAUGCUUAGGACUUGCCUUUAUGAAGUGACAAAAUGCAAUCGAGCUGAACAUGCGUUGAACCUGCUUAGAAAGAACAGAAGUGGCUAUGAUAUUGUUAUCAGUGAUGUCCACAUGCCUGAUAUGGAUGGAUUCAAACUCCUUGAGCAGGUUGGGCUAGAGAUGGACCUGCCUGUUAUCAUGAUGUCUGCAGAUGAUAGCAAAAAUGUUGUUAUGAAAGGUGUGACACAUGGUGCUUGUGAUUAUUUAAUCAAACCUGUUCGAAUUGAGGCUCUGAAGAACAUAUGGCAGCAUGUAGUUAGGAAGAGGAAGAAUGAGUGGAAGGAUAUAGAGCAAUCAGGAAGUGUCGAAGAAGGAGGAGAUCGGCAACCAAAGCCAUCCGAAGAGCCAGAUUACUCUUCCUCAGCUAAUGAAGGAAGUUGGAGAAAGAGGAGGAAAGAUGAGGAAGAUGAAGUAGAGGAGAGGGAUGAUACGUCCACAUUAAAGAAGCCACGAGUAGUUUGGUCAGUUGAGCUCCAUCAACAGUUUGUGGUGGCUGUUAAUCAGCUUGGCAUUGACAAGGCGGUUCCUAAGAAAAUUCUGGAGUUGAUGAAUGUCCCUGGGCUAACUAGAGAAAAUGUUGCCAGCCACCUUCAGAAAUAUCGCUUGUAUCUUAGAAGACUAAGUGGGGUUUCGCAGCACCAGAGUAACUCAUUCAUCAAUCCCCAAGAACCACCUUAUGGACCCUUAUCUUCAAUUAAUGGGAUUGACUUUCAAACUCUUGCUGCCACUGGUCAGCUGCCUGCACAAAGUCUUGCUACACUUCAGGCUGCAGGACUUGGCCGGUCAUCUGCAAAGUCUGGCUUACCGAUGCCUCUUGUUGAUCAAAGGAACAUUUUUAGCUUUGAUAAUCCAAAGUUAAGAUUUGGAGAGGGGCAACCACAACAUAUGAGCAGUGGUAAACAAGUGAACUUACUUCAUGGUAUUCCCACAACAAUGGAGGCAAAGCAACUUGUCAAUUUGCACCAUUCUGCACAAUCUCUAGGGGGCAUGAACUUGCAAGUCAGUGCACAUGGAGGCCAGAGUGGCCAGAGCAGCUCUUUAAUGAUGCAGAUGGCUCAAUCACAAUCAAGAGGGCAGAUGCAAAAUGAAACUGCUGGAGGUCAAGUCUCAAGGCUUCCAACGUCAAUGGGGCAACCUGUAUUGUCAAAUGGGAUUGCUAGUGGGAUCUUCACAAGAAAUGGGAUUGGUGAAAAUGGCAGGGGAACAGGCUAUAACAAUUUACCACAACCCUCUUCAAUGUUAAAUUUCCCUCUGAACCACACACCAGAAUUGCCGGGGAAUACUUUCCCUCUGGGAUCUACACCAGGAAUAUCAACUCUCACAUCUAAAGGGCUAUUUCAGGAGGAUGUUAACUCGGAUAUUAAAGGAUCAGUAGGAUUUAUGGCUAGUUAUGAUAUCUUCAAUGAUUUGCAGCAGCACAAACCCCAUAGUUGGGAGUUGCAUAAUGUAGGCUUGACCUUUGAUCCUUCACAACAUUCAAACUCUCUGUCAAGCAGUGUCAAUGUUACACCUUCAGUCUUAAUUAAUCAAGGAUAUUCUUCUAGUGAAAGGAGUGGUCAGAACAGUAAUGCACCACCAAUUAGCAAGGCAAUGUUCUCAGUUGGUGAAGCUACUGAGCAUGGGAAUUCACAGAGUAUUGGUCAACAUCUCAACAACCUUCUUGUGGACAAUUCGAUGCGAAUUAAGACUGAAAGAGUUCCUGAUACAAGCUGUCCGCCUACUCUCUUUCCUCAUCAUUAUGGUCAAGAGGAUCUUAUGAGUGCACUUUUGAAACAGCAAGAUGGCAUUGCCCCAGCUGAAAAUGAGUUUGAGUUUGAUGGUUAUUCCCUGGAUAAUAUUCCUGUGUAGCAUGUGGUUCAUUCACCGGUUCUCUUCAUGGUUGCAGUAUCUGAUGUACAUACUUGCCAUCACACAACUUAUUGUAAAAUCACGUCUGCAAUCAGUAGAUUGAGAAAGAAAGAGCAUAGUACAAUUUCAUGUAGCAGUGUCUUCAUUUGCAACUCUCAUAUUGUGACAGAUUCAUUUGGACAUAUGAAGAUCAGACCAAUAGUGAUUCGGAUUGUGAUCAACGCUGUGGCAAGAUAAAUUUAAUGCAUUGAAAAUACCGGUGCAUGAUAUGCAAAGGCAAUCAUGCAAAAUUUUGACUGUUUGUUAGCAAACCCUAGCAAGAAGCAACUAAUUUUAGGUGAUUUGUCAUGAUGUCCGUUUGUUUAGAGGGCAUCUCUCGUGUCACUGCAAUAUUGUUUUUAGACAUCUCAGCAGACUUGUAGGAGCCUUUAACUUUAGUAACACCUGAAAAGUUUGGCUGCUUUUUCAUUUUCAGUGUCUCAUGCUAUCUUUGUAUUUCCUUAUUGCUUCUUUUUCCUCAUUUAAGCAACCGACUUAGCUGUACAUAUUCCAUUUGAUUGCUCAACAUAAGUCUGGGUAUUCCAUUUUUUUC